This is a messenger RNA of Triplophysa dalaica, 3734 nucleotides long. It is a transcript of the gene ece2a, whose product is annotated as endothelin converting enzyme 2a. NCBI's taxonomy places the organism in Eukaryota, Metazoa, Chordata, Actinopteri, Cypriniformes, Nemacheilidae. Gene Ontology annotation, molecular function: S-adenosylmethionine-dependent methyltransferase activity. The coding region runs from base 141 to 875 and encodes 244 amino acids. The record is from RefSeq and is a predicted model, not a curated record. The transcript is spliced from 4 exons.
CGCUUAUCCGGUCAGUGGGAAUCGUAAAGCGUUUUAAAUCUGAAUAUUUGAGUUAAAUGGACUGCACUUACAGGACCAUCAUCGUUAGCGAACAUAGAAGAACAAUGUAUGCAUAUGAAACCGUUUAAAGCUGCGAACGAAUGAUGGAGUAUUUGCCAGACUCUAACGCCAGAUAUAAAGACGUGGACUAUUGGAAUGAGCGCUACCGGACAGAGGAGAGUUUCGAGUGGUUCGGAGAUUUCACCAAAUUUGAGCAUCUGAUCAAAAAGCACGUAGGGGUGGAAGAAACUAUUUUAAUAUUGGGUUGUGGGAACAGUGCUCUCAGCUGUGAUAUGCACCAGGCCGGCUACACCUCCAUUACCAGCAUAGAUUACUCCAGCGUUUGUGUGGAGACAAUGGCGGAGAAACACCGGAAUCGCGCUGAACUUAGCUGGCUGUGCAUGGAUGCCCGUCGCCUGGCCUUCCCUGAUGCCGUGUUCGAUGUUGUUUUGGAAAAGGGAACCCUGGAUGCCAUGCUGGUCGAGGAGACCGACCCGUGGAGCAUCUCCAAUGAUGCGGCCCAACUGCUGCACCAGGUUCUCCAGGAGGUCAGUCGUGUUUUAAAGCCCGGCGGCCGCUUCAUCUCUGUAACGUUUGCUCAGCCACACUUCCGCAAAAGGCUGUACUCUCGGGCGGAGUACGACUGGUCCAUCAAACACUAUCACUACGGCAACAGCUUCCACUACUUCCUGUACGUUCUCACCAAAGGGGAGGAGCUUAGUCUGGAGGACGCGGAAAUGGAGAGAAGACUGCGCGCAGAAGCAGAGACACCGCCAAUUGAAGUUAUAUUUCAGGAAGUGGAUUCUGAGGAUUUCCUAAAUAACAUCGGGCUAUAGGUCAGAUAAAGCAGAACUUUUUUUUUUCGGCUUCAGAAACAACUCAAACAUGCCACAAAAAUGUAAAUACUUUGCCUUCUCAUUCCAAAGUCAUCUAAAGUUCUAUGAUGGCUUUUUAGGACUGCUGUUUACUUUCCCUCUGCCAUCACAAAUAUGGACCAUGAUGACAUAAUUGAUAUAUUAUUUUUAAUAGUCUGCAGGUUAGGACUGAAAGAGGAAUGGAUCAACUGUUAUACAGGGUAGGAUACAUACAGCAACCUUUGGAGAUGCUGAUCUCUGGUUCUGUGAUGGCAGUAUUUGAAAUGUGCUAAAAAAUAAAGGAAAACACAGGAACUUCCCAUCUGUGAUGAUCAGAACUUAAAACUGUCCCUUACAUUUAUUGGUUGGGUGAAUUCUAUAUUUGAAACAACUGUGAACAACUUUUUAAACGUUUUAAACAACUUUUAACUAACUUCUGAAGGUCUGAUGUGUUUUACAUUGCUCUCUUUAUUUUUUUUUUACAUUUUACCAGACAAUUCUUUUAUAUGCAGGCUUGCGUGUGCUCUCUCUCUCUCUCUCUCUCUGUGGCCUGUUUUUCUCAGUGUGAUUGUGUUGAUAGGCAUGUCAAGGAUGAUUGCCUGACACUUGCACACUUUUGCAGAGACAAAUCUAUCACAAACUGCUUCUGAAACAAUAGAUAAGCAAACAGGAAACAAACACCUCUUCUUCUGUAUGCCAGAUUAUGACAGACGUGCGUGUGUGUGCGUGUCUGUGCGUGUGCUCUUUAGGAUGAGAAAUGGCUGCCGUGAAUUGAAGGAGGCCAUUAAUAAACUAGAAAUCAUUUAUUUUUAAUUUCGCUCUGAAGUGUAAUUACUGUCUAUUUUUAAGACUAGGAAGGUGGCUGACUUCCUGCGCUCCGGAGAGAACAGAUAAAAGUCACAAUCUCACACUGUGAUUUGCAGUAUAGAGAGGAGUGAGCCCCAAACAUAGUAUAGAUGGAAACUAUGUGACAUUUGAUAAAAUCAAGGAACAAAGACGACUGUGAUCCUGUAUGUGGAAAAAAACUUUCUUUGUAUUUGUCUUACAGUGUAAGAUUGGGUUUCAUAAAACUGCAUUUGCAUCUGUACGUGCGAGUGUAAGAUUCCCAUUCAAUUUUGUUGUAGAUGUUUUAGCACAUUGUUAUGCCUGGGUGGUCUUAUUGACCCAGAUCUAGAAGCACAGCAUGAUGUUUCUAUGAUGUUCUUGUGCUGAUAAGUCUCCUUCAAUGUAAGUCUAUAGGAAUCCUUAUCAAUUUUAUCAUCGGUCAGGCAAAAGCAUAAUACUGAUAAUAUUGACUUUGUUAGUGGCAUUAUAGCAGUGGCUCACGCUGCGUGAAGCACCAGCAGCAGCAUUAAAGUCAAGUGUGGAAUUAAAUGUGUGACCUCUGAAAGCUGAUAAUGUAGUCACAGGUCUUUCCCCUUCACUGACGUUCUAUGCAAUGACGUCAGGGCAGGGCUGGUGUCAGAUGACUGCUGAUAUCAGGUGACCUGCAGGUAUCGGGUGUGGAUUUAUCCUGCGAUCGUAUCCUCCCCGCACUGGCACGAUGCGGUACACAGGGCUCUUCAGGAACCUUGUGCACCUACCCUAACUGGUGUUAGGUGCACAAGGUACCUGAAGAUUGUCUUGACAGAAGACCCUGGUUUCUUAAUGCUGGUUAAUUUCUCAAAUUUAUAAAUUCAAACCCCAUAUUUAUGAGUACAAAUGACAUCAAUAUCAAUAUUAGGAACUACUAUAAAUUUAAAUGUUGAUAUCUCAGUUUACUUCAAUUGUGAUGUCACCUAGCACAUGUCAUUAUACAUUCCUACCUGCUUGUAGUCUGCAGACAGAUCUUUUUUUCAUGAAUAAAAGUCUUGUCAUGUGAUUAGAAAUGAUCAUAUGAUCUUUUCAUGACUAAGAUUGAGAUGCUGUCUCUUCAGCUAAGUUCUCAUUGGUCCAACUUCCCAUUCUCUUGUCUAUGUAAUGGACAAAUGUGUUAUGCUGGGGGCAGGGCAGGACAGACCAUUACAUCAUCGUCCUGAGGCGGCAGCCAAGCAGGCCCAUAUUGAUAGUGGAUACGUAAACCAGCUACCCAGAGAGCUCUACUGACAACACUAUGGUCAACAUUGCAUUAAGUGCGGCUUUUAUUUCUGGCCAGGUUAUAAAUAAAGAUGUUAAGGAAAAUUACAGGUGUAUAUGUUGUCAUGACCCGACCUCACCCCUAAAGCCUAACCCUAAAAUGUUCUUACAUGUUAAUUCACGUUGAUCAUUUGAGGACCAUAAGCAUGAAUUUGGUUCUUAACAUCUUGCGACACAAAAUAUUCACAAACGUCGCCUUUGUCAAACUGUCAAACUUUUCAACAUAAACGGUUAGGUCCAUAAAUAUUUGGACAGAGGCACAUUUUUUUGUUAGUUAAGCGGUUUAAAAAAAUAUAUUCAAAUUACAGUUAUAUUAUAUAAUGAAUAUUGUCUUGAAGUGCACACUCACAGCUUUAUUUAGAGUAUAUUCAUAUCCAAAGUUAGCCCGUAUCUGUAAAUUAAAAUUGAUUCGACUGCCCAAUUACUUUUGGUCCCUUGAAAAAGGGUGAGCUACAUACUAAAUAAAGCUGAGAAUUUAAGACUAUAUUUAUUAUAUUACUUUAAGUUGAAAAUAUUUGGGUAAACAGCAAAAAUAACGUUAUAAAAACUCUUUUGUUCCUCUGGCUAUAAGGUUGUUGGACUCAAAUGCAAAGGAUGGGACUGUGUAAGGGUUAUUGUUUAUGGAUGAUUGUUAUUUAUGUUGGAACUUGUUUGUACAGUUUUACCUGUAUUGCCCAAAACAAAUUUCCCUUAAAGGGACUAAUAAAAUAUUAAUAAUAAAAGUAA